UGGCCUUACAAAUAAUAUUGUUCUGAGUAAAAGGUUGAACGAGUUAUUCUCUCCUUAGACACCACAAAAAAAGUAGUAGGAGUUGAGAAAGAAUCGCUCCACCAUUCUCUUUAUCAUUCUUCUCCUCCUAUAAAAACAUCACUCCAUCAAUUCCAUUACAACACACACAACAAGAGAAGAAAUAAAACAAAUAAAAAAAAAUUAAUAAAACAAAUAAAAAUAAAUAAAAGCAUCUAGACGAGACAAAAAAAAAAUGGCAAAGGCUGUCGCUCUCGUCUCCGUGCUCUGCAUUGUGGCCCUCGCCGCCGCCUCCGUCGCACACGCCCACCAACGAAACGUCUUCAACAUCGAAGGCGAUGUCUACUGCGACCCUUGCCGAGUCCAGUUCCACACUGAACUCAGCAAAAGGAUCCCUGGCGCAACCGUGAGAUUGGAGUGCCAAAACGAGGAAACAAAGGCGGUGACGUACUCCGUGGAGGGGUUGACCAACGCAGACGGGCACUACAGCCUAAGAGUGGACGGGGACCACGAGAAGGACGUGUGCGUGGUGAAGGCCAUCAAGAGCCCGAUAGCCGAAUGCAGCGAACCAAUGACCGACGUCCGGGAAUCAAGGAUCGUGUGCACCAACAACAUCGGAAUGCACUCCGCCGUCAGAUUUGCUAAUCCCAUCGGUUUCAUGACCAAGGUUGGAAGCCCGCAGUGCAUCCCGGUCCUCCAGGACUUCUUCGCCGAUGAUUAGAAAAUUCGUCGUUGAUUCUUCGCAGCUUUUGCCGUUUUUUUUUCUAUUUUUUUAUUUUUAUUUUUGAUUGAUCGAAUAAAGGGAUUGGCUUUUGGCUUCUCCUGUUAUGUGUAAUUUGGCAUUUGUUCUAAUGCCAAAAUAGAAAAAGAAAAAAAAAGUUACAUACAUAAUUAAAUAAAUGAAAAAAGCCAAUUUCAUU
Messenger RNA from Erythranthe guttata (spotted monkey flower), 938 nucleotides. RefSeq names its product anther-specific protein LAT52. The record is from RefSeq and is a predicted model, not a curated record. NCBI's taxonomy places the organism in Eukaryota, Viridiplantae, Streptophyta, Magnoliopsida, Lamiales, Phrymaceae.